AUGGCACAAGGUGGCACCAGCAUCCUGGUGAUCCUGUAUGAUGGCUGUCAAUCACCUUUAUUACGUUUUCUUGAAAGGUGUCCCAACAUGCCCCCUGAUAUCAUCCACCUCUCCUUCUUUUUAACGCUGCUGCUGCUUCUUCAAGUUCAGCAGGGCGCCUCAGUGCAGGAGAUCCAAACCAGCCAUGAAAACAUCAUGAAGAUCAACUCAGCAGGGGAAAUGAUGCAGUGCUCAGCAGCAAUGGAUAUCCUCUUCCUCAUGGAUGGCUCUUACAGCAUGGGGAAGGGCAGUUUCGAGAGGUCCAAACACUACGCAAUCAAACUCUGUCAAGCACUAGACAUCGGACCGGAAAAGGUGCGAGUCGGCUUGAUUCAGUUUGGCUCCACUCCUCGGCUGGAGUUCGCUCUGGACUCGUACACCACCAAACAAGAGCUAAAGAAGAACAUGAAGAAGAUUUCUUACAGGGGAGGCAGCACCCAGACAGGCCUGGCGAUGAAGUAUGUGCUGAGGAAGAGUUUCCCAGGCGGCCGCAACUCCUCCACCGUGCCACGGAUCAUCAUCCUCUUAUCAGAUGGGAGGUCUCAGGGCAAUGUGGUGCAGGCGGCAGCGCAGCUCAAAGAGACAGGUGUUGUCUUGUUUGCCGUUGGCCUGCGCUUCCCCAGGUGGGAGGAGCUUCAUGCUGUGGCCAGUGACCCGAUGGAGAGCCACGUUUUCUUCGCUGAGCAUUUCUAUGAUGCUGUCAAUGGCCUGUACACCACACUGACCACCUUCUCUGUCUGCAAUGCCACGCCUGCAGGCUGUCAGGUGGAGUCGUUUCCCUGUGAGAGAAAGACCCUGGAGACCGUGAAAGAGCUGCAGGGGAAUUUCAUGUGUUGGAAAGGCUCCAAGGGGUUUUCUCCAUACACGUCUCUUUGUCCAUACUACAGAUACAACAAAGCCUACAAGAGACACCAGACAGUCUGCCAUCGGACCAUCUGUCCAGAUCCGUGUGACUCUCAGCCCUGUCUGAAUGGUGGAACAUGUGUAUCAGAGGGUCCAGAGGGCUACCACUGUGUGUGUCUGCCUGGCUAUGGAGGAGACCCACACUGUGCUCCUGCGUUAUCACUGGACUGUGCAGUGGACUUGCUCUUCCUACUGGAGGGCUCCGCCACUCUAACCUUGGAAGGCUUCCUCCGCCUCAAAUCCUUCUUAAAACGCUUUCUGCAGACAGUGAUUGGGUCUGACACACCCAGCAAAGUCGGCCUGGCGGUAUUUGGAGGAGAGACUCGGAUCGAGGCCCAGGUCGGCAAGUUCAAAGGGGACCUGAAGGGUCUGCUGAAGGCUGUGGAAGCGCUUCAGCCAAUCGGUGGUGAGACCCGGACAGGCCAGGCGCUUCGCUAUGUAACACGCCAUGGCUUUGUGAACACACAGGUUUAUGCUGAUGUCUCAGACGAUCUGCCCCGCGUGGUGGUGCUGCUUACUUCUACACCUUCUGUGGAUGAAGUGGUUGAGCCUUCUAAAUAUGCACGGGACAGAGAGAUCUUCCUCGUAGGAGUGGGACCAGACAACUUAAAGAGACAACUGAAUAACAUCACAGGAAAUCCCCAAAGGACUCUUACCUACACAUCACCUCAUAGGUUCAGCGCCAAGAUCCCUGAACUCAAGGCCAAGAUCUGCAGUGUAGAUACCCAAGGUUGCCUGGGCCAAGCGGCAGACCUAGUGUUUGCCCUGGAUGCCUCAGGCGGCGUUGGACGUGAUAACUUUGCCUCCCUGCGUGACUUUGUGCGCAGCAUCACCGUCCAGUUUGACAUCAACCGUGAUGUAGCUCAAGUAGCACUGGUGACUUACGGCCGCAGAGCCACCACCGUCUUUAACCUGGACACCCACGAGACGGGCUCUGCGGUCCUCAAGGCGGCGGCCGAUGCCAACUACAUAGGUGGAGUAGCUUCAACGGGCACAGCCUUACUCCACAUCCACUCCAACGUCCUCACGGUAGCCAAAGGCGCACGGCCUGGAGUCAACAAGGCCGUGGUGGUGGUGACUGACGGCUCAGGUGGGGAAGAUGCUGCCGUCCCAGCUCAAAAGAUAAGAGACAAUGGAGUGUCAGUGUUUGUGAUCGGUAUCGGGGAUAUACAGAGAGAUAGGCUGCUGCAGAUAGUUGGUUCAGAGGAGAACAUGAUCUCAGUGCCGUCUUACGAGGAUCUCAAGUACUUUGAAGAUGUGUUGGUGCAGAUGGUGUGUGCAGAGGUGAAAAAGCAGGUAAACUUGUGCAAGCCCAACCCUUGUAUGAAUGAUGGGAUCUGCAUCCUAUCAGGAGGGAGCUUCCGCUGCCAGUGCCAAGGUUUUGAAGGACCACACUGUGAAACAAAAAGCAGCAGACCUUCAUCCAGAGGAGAUCUUCCAAGACCCGCUGGUCUGAAGAGGGGGAGCAGGCAGAAGAAGAGUCACCAGGGGCUCCUGCAUCACUACAAACUGCACCGCAGGAGACACGUAGCCUGA
Messenger RNA from Scomber scombrus (Atlantic mackerel), 2478 nucleotides. RefSeq names its product von Willebrand factor A domain containing 2 (gene vwa2). The record is from RefSeq and is a predicted model, not a curated record. The transcript is spliced from 14 exons. Gene Ontology annotation, molecular function: calcium ion binding. Bases 1 to 2478 code for a protein of 825 amino acids. Lineage: Eukaryota; Metazoa; Chordata; Actinopteri; Scombriformes; Scombridae.